Exaiptasia diaphana is the source of this 1669-nucleotide messenger RNA. RefSeq lists its product as uncharacterized. Bases 190 to 1020 code for a protein of 276 amino acids. The transcript has 3 exons. The record is from RefSeq and is a predicted model, not a curated record. NCBI's taxonomy places the organism in Eukaryota, Metazoa, Cnidaria, Anthozoa, Actiniaria, Aiptasiidae.
CUGUAUGUCGCAUUGAAGUUGAAACUUUUAAGAUCGUGAAAAAACUGUCUUAUUAUAUUUGUGUAUCGCUAAUGAGGUGAUAUAAAAAGCAAGAAGAAGAAAAAACUACAUAAUUUACACUUUUUUUCUCACGUAAUUCGCACGUUGUUGCCACAUUUAAUAUAUUUAUCACCCUGUUGCGGUGGUGAGAUGGCGAAACGACCCUGGGGAACCAUCGAAAAGCCAUCAUUCGGUCUUGGAUAUCAAAAAGCCGAUGCUGAAUUGAUUGAAAGUGUUGUGGAAAGAUUAAGCCAACCAAAAAAGACACAAAGAAAUUCGGCAAAAAGUCGAAAGAGACCCGACGUUGAGCGAGUGUUGGACAAAGAUGGCGUCCAAGCUAUGGUUGCUAGGUUGGCGAACAAACAGGAAAACUUGCCCAAGACGCCGGAUCGGUCACGAACUGGAGAACAUAAGAAAGAGUGGGGCAAUGUAUUGAACUCGUAUGCAUGGCAUGGAAAGAACUAUCAAGCUAUUAUAUGCGGGGAAGAAAGCCCUUACUACAUUGGGAAAUUGCUUGAUGAUAUCAAAGCGAAUUUCCAUGGAAAAUGUAGUUAUCCUCUCCCUCCCCUCCCCCAAUAUAAUUCAAACAUAAGUUCUUGUGUUACACUUAGGCUGGAAGUUUCCAUACCAACCAGACAGCCAUUAUUCAAGAUGGCCAAAAAACCAUGGGGCACAAUUACUCAUCCCAAAGAAAGAAACCCCGACUUCCAGAUGGGUUACCAAAAGGCAAGCAGUAAACAAAUUGACGAAAUGGUCCAACGAUUAUUCGUACACGACUAUUCGAACAGAAACGAGAAGAAAAAAACAGCUUUAGAUCGAAAGGUUGAGGUAGAACCAAGUGAGUUUGAUCAAAAUGAGGUUGAUGAAGUUGUAGAAAGACUUACAAGGAACGCAGAACGUAACGUAACUGAUGCAAAAAGGACUGGUUCAAUGACGCAGCAAGGAGUUUGCAAUACGUUUGCAUGGAAAGGAUACAACUGAAUCCUUAGUGCCUUAUUAUUCAGUGACGCUAUGCACUACAGAAGUGACUUGCAGAGGAGCAAUACUUGAACUUCUAUAAAUGGUUUCUACGAAUGGUUUUGCUCGUACAAAGAUAAACUAUUUGCUUUAGUAGCAACACUUUAAGCAUUGAAAGCAUCUAAAAACCAGUAUGCUAAUUUCUUAGCCAAAAGACUGAAGGAUUGAAGAAACAAGGAUUGCGUGACAAGUCACGAAAGAGUUGUCUUAAAACACUCCUGAUUUUAGCAGUCAUAUUCAAAUGGAUUUUGAACUUAAAAUGUUUUCCAAGAAAAAAGAUCAGCUUAGACGUUCAAUAGUAUAAUCCAGGAUCUUUAAACCUGCGAGGUAUUAGGAAUUCUAACUUCUAAAAUGGCCGAGUCCAGCUAGAGUAUAUAACCAGAGACGUCUUUACAACAAUACAGCCACAAGCAGCUAUCUAGUCUAUUGGCAUUUCUAUAAAACUUUUAAGUUUUAAUACUUAAAAGUAUUAUCUUGAAUAGCUUAUUAAUUUACAUGUCGUGAAACAACGAGAAAAAAACAUAUAAUUCCAGAGCAGCCUCGUAAACUUUCUAAUUUAAUUAAAUUUGUUGUCAUUGGGUGUUUAUCGGUAAUAAAUCCAUUUUUGCGCAAA